This is a messenger RNA of Phaedon cochleariae (mustard beetle), 5190 nucleotides long. The record is from the annotation of a GenBank genome assembly. Lineage: Eukaryota; Metazoa; Arthropoda; Insecta; Coleoptera; Chrysomelidae.
UAAUUAAUACUACUUACCUAUACUUAUUCAAAACUAUACAAACCUUACUAUUCCUCAUCUAUUUAGGUAUCAUGUAACACUAUGGCGGAUGAUAAUGUUUGAUAGCUUAAACGAGGAUGCGAAUUCGCCUACUAUUCAUUCAAUUAAUGACAUAUAUGAGCAAAGUAUUUAAUUAAUUUGAUAUUUAUUCAUGGUAGAUUUGUGCUGUUACUUCUGCAAUGGCCUAAAAAUGAACCAGACCAUAUUGUUUAUUACAAUAUUACGAAAAAACCUUGAGUUACUCACCCAAUUGAAGGUGUUUUCCAUCUUAUGAAUCAUCCAAUAUCUAACAACAUUGUUAUAGUUAUAAACAUUUUAGUGUCAGUUUACCGGUACCUACAGUUAGAUCAUCUGAUUGAGCAUCAGAUACCUAGUGCAUAUCAGAAAACCAACGAAAAUUAUAUGCUCAGACCGCAAAGUGCGACGUCCCGUCAAGAAACCGAAAUGGCCUCUAAGAGUUUGAGAGAACUGCAAGCAGCUGGAAAUUCUGGGGAUCCAGUGCAACGUUUGAGACUGCUGUGUCUAUCCAGAGGUGCCACUGGCAUUUUAGGUCUAGGAAGAUUAUUCAGAAGGAUGGACGAAGACGGGAGUAAAAACCUGAAUCAGGAAGAAUUCAUCCUAGGUUUGAAAGAAAUGGGACUAGAGAUAACGGACGACGAAGCCAAAGAAAUGUUCCAAAAGUUUGAUACUGACGGCAACGGAAAUGUCAAUUUAGACGAAUUUUUGGUACACGUUAGGCCUCCUUUGAGUGAUUCCCGUAUAAAGGUGAUAGAUGAGGCUUUCGCUAAAAUGGAUAAGACCGGAGACGCCGAAAUCAAUCUGGAGGAUCUCAAGAAUGUCUACAAUGUCAAAUCACAUCCUCGAUACAUAGCCGGGGAAGAUACUGAAGAAUCGAUCCUCAAAAAAUUCUUGGGCAAUUUCGAGACCGAUGCCACCAGGGACGGUAAAGUUACCAAAGAAGAGUUUCUGAACUACUAUGCAGGAAUAAGUGCCUCCAUUGACAACGACUGCUAUUUUGAUCUGAUGAUGAGACAAGCAUAUAAACUUUGAAUAAGAAAAAUUAGCUUUUUGAAUACUUCAACAAAUUUGCCGAGUGUCAAUACUUCAAACGUCAAGGUUUGGCAUUUAUCAUAUAAUUGUUUUCAAUAAGUGUCAUUCUGAUUAUUUAUCCUUAUAUUACCUAUGCUAGUGUUAUUAUCUAUAUUAAUAUUUAUAUUUAUCAGUGUUGAUUUUGAAAGGGUUGUAAAUCAAAUAUGUCCUAUAAGAAACAAUUUUAUUGUUGAAAAAUACAUAUAUUAACAAUAUAAAAAUAUUUUUUAAUUUUUAUUUUCAUUGCACUUUUGAAAAUCACUAAAAUGAAUUCAGAUAACCGUGCACUUUUUUUAGUAGAUAUCACAAAUCCAAAAAGUGUUUUAUAUAAAAUGUUUUCACUAACAUAAAAUGAUUAGUUCAGCUAAUGUGAACACGUGAUCUGAUUCACAAAAAUACAUGGAAGUAACAUGAUUGUUUUGAUAUUAUUCCAUAAUUCCAUAUGGAUAGCACCAUCAUCUUACGUUUUAUACUCUUAUAAUACAAAAAUGGCAAAUAUCAACAUUUAAUAAUAUGCAUAAUAUGUUCACGACAUGAACGAAAUAUCACACGAAUUCUAUCCAUGCAAUCAAUGGCAAGAAGAAACAUUUUAAUACCUAUUCGAAAAUACUAAUAAUAAUACUAUUUAAAAAACAAUAAUAAUCUGAGAGAUCAUUUUCGAUGUAGGCGAAUUUGAUCCAGAUUCAAAAUUGAUAUUCCUUUCAGCACACAAGACAUCUUUAUGAUCUGUGAUUUAGGAGCCCUUCAACAAGGAGCUGUAAUGAACUAUAAUAACCCGCGUUGAUCAUGAUUUCACCUAACUUAGAUCAACGAUCAAAAUAGGCGAAAUUCCAUGAUGUAUGAUCAUGUUCGAAUGAUAUGAAUAAUACCGUAAAACGGGAAUUUAUGAAACUGACGGGGUCAUAUGAAAUAUUUGUAUACCUAUUUUAUUCAAUUCCGCGCCAGAAUUUCGUGUGCGCGUAGAAUUUCUUCUAUUCGCGGGAAUCAAUGUUACCAGGUGGCGCUCGGUUUUCAUCGUUCCAUGUCAAAGCCACGUCAAAACUGGGGGAAAACAAACUCAAUCCUCACUCAAUCCCAUUAGUGCCAUUAGCUUGUGUACUGUGUACUGAUAAGAGUGAUAAGUUUUUAAAUUUCUUGACAUAAAUUGUCAAUAUUCGAUCGAAAACGCUAAUAACGUCUGUUGUAGAUGUUCUUUUGGCAGAUAUUUUGCUCUAUUUAGAUGGGGAAAGCCGACCAGUAGUGGAAGGAGAAGCAGUUCUCCGUGCUGAUCAUGUGAUUUUGUGUGAGGCAGAAGACUUCAACAAAAGGCACAUUUUGGCACUUUGUCUACAAACUUCGGCGAUGAAAUCUCCCCCAUAUGAAGUAAAAUUGAAGUUGGGGUCCAGAGGAACUCCUGUAGAACGAUAGAUUUGUAUUUGUUCCUGCAAAGCAAGACAAUCUGGGUAUUGUGAACAUGUUGUAGCUGUUCUUUUAUAUGUCAAUUGAUUUGCUCGUCAUAAUUAGUUUGAAUUGUUUGAACUAUCUCCAAUUCUACACCUCUUCACUGUUACCUAAACUAAUAAAAAUGUAAUGAUGUGAAAAAAUUAACCAACUCAACCAUCAUCACUACCAACAGUGCCAACACUUUAUGUCAUUGACAAGUUUGAGUACAGCUACAGCAUACUGAAUGCAAUGUAGUCUAUGCACUUUAUCCAUAGACAACAGUUUGUUUUCCCCCAGUUUGAAGUUCGUGUUAUGUAACCUAGAUGUCGCCCACUUCGUGAAUCUCGCGAAUAAUAUAAAUGAAGUGGUUUGUCAAGAGCAUCUAUAUUUCCGCAAAAAUAACAUUUUUCAGCAACCGUCCGGGAAGUGCUCACUUCCCCGACACUUUAUCUUUGAGAAAGUAGCAUUUUUCCGGCCUAGUUCGGAAAGUAAGUGCCUCCUUUUUGGAACGAUUCUUUUUUCAAAAUAGUAAUCAUGAAAGUCUGGAAAUAAUGUGCAUAAAAUAUAAGGCUAUUUAUCAUAUUUAGUGAAUUUAGUUUAUUUAUAAUCAAUAUAAUUAAUUUGUGACAGUAAAAAAAAUAUUAAAAUGGUUUCAUAAAUCCCCGUUUAACAAGUACUGCUUUAUCGAAAUCGAAAAUAAUUUCAGGAACAAACAAUAAUUGAUGAUAUUAUAAGUGGCAAACAGAUUCGUCAGUAUCAGUUCCAUGAAAAAUACCCAGUACAUCAUAUUCAAUGUACUAUUCUCAUUUUGCAUCCAUUUGUACUGUUUCAUUCAAAUCACAUGUGCUUAGUCAAAAAUAUUAAUUUGAUCUUUUAGAAUUAUUCAAUUAUCAAUUCAGGUCAUUUCAAGAUUUUGAGAUACCAAUCCAAAGUUCACCAACCGUUUUGUCGUCAGAACUCUGAACGUUUUUUUAAUUAAUUAUAGAAAUCCACGAUAUUUCACAACAUGAAAAACGCGAGAAAACGCUGAGAUUUUCAUAUACCAUAUGGAUUUUUUUGGCAGUUACAUUUUGACAUAACCUAUACCUCCUCAUUGAUGACGUUCUUUAUGAAAAAUUUUUGCUGAUCUAGUUGAUGAUGUUUGAGAUUCUUACGAUUUAAUUCUUCUACAUUCUUGUUCGACAAUUAUCAGGCAUCGACGAUAUGAAUACAAAAAAUAAUUUGGAUUCGCGAAAACAUUUGUUUCUUACCGUUCCUGCUAGUAUCAAACAGAAAAACAAGGUGAGUUCCCUACCCAUUUGGUGUUUCAUUCCUCAGUGGAUGUUUAAUACUAAUUAUACAUAAACAUAUCAAUGUAGAGUCUACUAGUGUGUACUAUUCAAAAUGGUUGGCCUAUUGGAAACCUGAACUUCAACACAAUCAACAGAAUGUUGCCUCAGAUGACAUUCCUUCCUUCUUUCAAGGAAAUGAAUGACCAGACUAUUGAUCAUCAUAAUUUUGUAUCAGCCACUGCACUAAACUUUCAGCAGAUUCAAUUUCAAAUGCCCAAGAUGACAGUAAUGUCAUUAUCUUGUUCUUUGAGUUGUUUGCGUCUUCCUUCCAGGAAAUUCAUCAGGUAAUUCAUUAGAUAUUAUUUUAUAUUGGGAAGGUUCUAUUGUUCUAUUCGUGGUACUCAAUGUCAUCAUUGACGUUGUGAGGACAUGAAAACUAUGAGUUUUAUUGUCAUCAAAACGUCAGAUGAUGACCUUGACUACCACGAAAACUAAUAUCACUGAUCCCAUCCCAGAUGGCUUAUUUUUCUCCAGUAACUUGAAUCUUUAACACUAAACACUCCAUGUCUGAUUGUUGCCUGAUAGUUUGACGUUACCAACAUUGUGAAAACAAAAGUUGCAUAUUGUAGAAAUAGUUGUUUUGAUAAGCAUUCAUUCUCCUUAUGACAUCAAAAACGCAAAAUAGAAAAGAUUUAGGGGCCAGUUACCAUCCUGAAAUACUAAUACAGGGUUCCUAUGAUAAAAUAAUGGUAAAACUGCAUUUAUCAUGCGAUGAUUUUUUUUUCGAAAAUGUUUUUUGGUACUUACGUAUUUUUGUCUGAAAAACACGAAUUUGAUAAUGAAAAUGUGAACAAACCAUUAUUUAUUGACAUAUUUCACUAUAAAGUUACAAAGGACCCCGCACUGCAAUAGGGGGGAAAUUGGCUUUCGGUGAAUUUUCUCGAAUUUUGGAUGCAUCGUAGAAAUCGUGAUGCUGAUCAGAUGUCCCAAUUAUCAACGCUUCAAAUUCAAUAGUUUGUAUUAUACAGGGUGCUGAAGUUGACUUUUUCAAAAUUUCGAAUGGCCAUUGUGAAGUUUCCUUUUCGAAUACCAAAAUCAAAUCGACUACGUUUUGUUUGUCCAUGUGGCCGGUGAAAAUCCACUAUAGAGUUCGAUGAUAUCUGCACGUACUCACGAUAUACAGAGUUGGUCCAAAAAUAGCAAAUGUUCCAAUUAUUUCCGAAAUAGUGGGCGGUUGAAAUCAAUUCAUUUUUGGACAUUCCGUAGUAUACUAAUAUCAACAUCGAUUCAUGAUGAUUGCAUUUUUUGAAUCAGACUACAUAUUGUACACAAGAUGUUCAAGUUUCCAUGAAACCGCACCCGUCCCCGU